Molecule: messenger RNA, 2965 nt
Organism: Chenopodium quinoa (quinoa)
Lineage: Eukaryota; Viridiplantae; Streptophyta; Magnoliopsida; Caryophyllales; Amaranthaceae
Product: origin of replication complex subunit 5-like
Exons: 4
Coding region: 792-2435 (547 amino acids)
Biological process (GO): DNA replication; DNA replication initiation
Cellular component (GO): nucleus; nuclear origin of replication recognition complex
Molecular function (GO): DNA replication origin binding
Source: RefSeq, a predicted model, not a curated record
AUGGUUGAUUGGUUGUGUAGCACUCACAAUAUAUUCCUUCUGUCACCAAUUGUUUGGAGUGAGACAUUUUGAGAUGUGUUCAACAAAUGUCAUUGUCUAUAGCAUUUCUUACAUGUUAGACACGAAAUUCAUCACCUACACAAUGUCAAUGUAACCUAAAAAAAAAAAUACAGCUACACGACUUUAGAUCAUUUUAGAGGUGAUAAAAAAUUCGACUAAGUCGGGCCUUAACAUUAAUUUUCAUGCUCAAAGCCUUAAAACCGCUAAAAGUGACGAGCAUGUCAGGACAAUAAGCUUCUUGGGCUUUUAGGGUCAGAUUUGGGUUUUUAUCUAAAAAAAGGUAUUUUGUUUGCCUAAACCCGCCCCUUUUUGGGCCAGGCUAGCGGGCCAGGCUGUAGUGAGAUUAUUUAUGGUAUACGAAGAAAAAAAAAAAGAGGGAAAAUAUCCCGCUUUCAUUUAUUUUAAUUUUCGAGGCUUGUUAGGGCUCCAAUAUGAGGAACAAAUAAGCAGGAUUCCGGCCAAAUUCAAACUUUUCCGACGAAGAAAUUAACUUCAAAAUCUCUCUUUCUCUCUAGGUAUGCUCGUCUUACUUUGAUUCAUUGCUUAAUUUCCUCACUCACAUACUCACUCUCUUCCUGCGGCGUCGCAGCUUUGAAUUAGGUUUUUUUUUUUUUUAUAAAGUGAAUUUGAAAUUGAAGGAUUUGAUGUUUAAAUUAUAGGAUUAUCUUUCAAUUGAGGAUUUGGGUAUUGGAUUAACGUAUUGAAUUUGUUAAUUUUGCUGUUGAAUUCAAAUGGGUAAUGAAGAAAUCCCACAAUCUAGUAGAAGAACAACAAGAUCUUUGGUUUCUGCAGAUAAUUGUUCAGAAAAACCAAGAAAGAGUAUUUCUUAUAAACCAACAGUUUAUGAUUUUAUAUAUAGUUCUAGAAAUGGCGAUGAUAAAAAUUUAAGUUUGGAUGAUCUUAUUUCUAGCUUUCCUGGUAGAACUACUCAGAUUACUGAGGUUUUAGGUCAUUUGGGUCCCUUGAAUUCUCCUAUGCUUCCUUUAUUUAUUUAUGGCGGUACUUCAACCGGGAAAACUAGCAUCAUCCUUGAGAUUUUUCGAUAUCUUAAGCGGCCAUUCGUUUAUUCGAGCUGUGUUUCGUGUUAUAGUCCUAGGAUUUUGUUUGAGUCUAUCUUGAAUCAGUUGGCAUUUCAUAAAAGGAGUGAGGAAAAUGGUUACUUGAGUGUUAAGAAGUGUGAUAAGCCCUCUGAUUUUGCCAACUUUGUUAAAGAAGCAUUGGUUAGUGUUUUGGACAUUUUGAAGGGGAAAUCUGCGAAAUUGAGUUCGAAGAGAAGGUCUACAGAUGAUUUAGGGAAUAUGAUUUACUUAAUUUUCGACGAUUUUGAGCUUGUUCGAGAGUGGGAUAAAAGCUCUACGGUUUUGCCUUUUCUGUUUGGUCUCUAUCGAAUGCUGGGUUUGCCUGAAGUUGGUAUAAUCUUCUUAAGUAAAGUGUCUCCUGAUGUUUACUAUUCAAAUUCUGGUCAUUUUGAGCCUGUCCCUCUAUAUUUCCCUGGAUAUACGGAGAAGGAUCUUCGUCAAAUUUUCAUGCUGAAAAGAGAAAAACCGGAGCUUAAUUCCUGUUUCCUAGAUAUUGUUCUGAAGCCUUUCUCUAGAGUCACAAGACAAGUUGAUGAAUUAUCUGUUGCAUUCCAUCCACUGUAUGAGAAAUACUGUGAGCCCUUGAAUGAUCCAGGAUCUAACUUUAGCUGGGAAACCAAACAAAAAAGAGAAGAUGCAAAGCGAAGACUUUUUAGUCAUCUUGUGCCGCAUAUUCGCCCUUCUCUUAAUGAAGUUUUUAAAAUUUCAUCACUUGAUGUUGAAGCUAAAACAAACGUAGUGAAGGGAAAGGCAAGUGCAAAGAAAUUGGGAGCUCAGGAGGAAGAGUUGGAUUUCCACAUGUGUGUUUCAGCAAAGUAUCUUCUUAUUUCAGCAUUUCUUGCUUCAAGAAAUCCUGCUACUCUUGAUGCUUCAUUUUUUGAUUCGACAGGAGGUCAAUCUAAUGGCAGAAAGAAGAGAAAGUGUUCUGAGAAGUCAACGGAGCAGAAGGAAAUGGCAGAGCAGGAAUUACUUUUGAAGGGCCCUGGGACUUUUCCAUUGGAAAGGCUAUUAGCUAUCUUUCAGUGCAUCACAUAUGGGAUAGAUGAGUCUGUUGACGAAGAAGUGCAUGAUGAUGAUGAUGAUGGCUCCCUGGGAAACCAAGGAGCUCAGAAUGACCUCACUUCUAAUGUUCUUUUGCAAGUGUCCAGUCUCUGUAAUGCUAAUUUUGUAAGUAAGGGAAGCAGUUGUCCACUGGAGGGCUCAACUCGUUACAAGUCUACUGUAUCUGAAGAAUUGGCUGUGAAGAUUGCAAGAAGUCUGAAGUUUCCCAUUUCAAGAUACCUGUAUAGACGAUGAUCUGGCUUUCUUGUACUGAUGCCCACACCAGCAUAAUGUUGCAUCUCGGGAUGGCCAUUGAAAAAAUUGACAUAUGAUGGCACUUUUUUGCUUAGACUCUUUUACUAAUUUGGAAGAUUGUUUGGCCUCAACUCUUUGCCGUAGUUUGGGAGGAAGUCUUGCGUAGUUUAGAUAUAAGAUUCACAUGCGAAGGGUGGUAAUGCACAAGCUGAUCUACAGGUAUAUGUUCCAGCUGCUGUUAAGACUCAUGUAAAUGAUUAAUUGCAUUGCACUUUCCUGCUUAAGGUACUUGCUACUUGUAUAUUUUCUUUUUCUGCUUUUGUUUUUAUUAUCAUCUUAGACUGUAACUGUAAAUCCAUUAUGUCAAACAGCACGAAUCUGCUAUGUGCACCCUAACUUAUGCGAUCAUGCGUAUGUAACAUCAUUGUUUGGAAAGAGUAAUUUCGGAGAGAGAUUAUGCAAUUUAAAUGAUUUCAAAUUAAUGCUUAAUAACUAAUUGCAGUACUGUUUAUUGUUCUGUACAUGUUUGU